CAUACCGAAUCCGUCUACCGACACAGAUACACGAUGUGUGGCCAACCCCUGGUGUGUGGAUAGAUUUGAGAAAGCGGUAGCGCGAAUAAAAUGGUGUACAAGGCGGAGAAAAAAUAAAUACACACACACACGGUCGAAUAAAUGAUCGUGGAGGAGCUUUGUGCGUCGCAAAGCGAGGAAAAUUUUCAUCCCCUCUCCCGGAAAAGCUCCGCUGCGCGCGGGUGUAGCUGUGGUUGUGGAGGAAAAAGUCUCCCACAGAUCUCCGUGAGCUGUGCUGUGUUGUGUGUAUCGCCCGUACGCGCGAGGAGGACAUAAGAAUUAUUUCUCCAGUCGAGAACUUCUUCGGAACAAUCCUCGCCAGAUAGUAAAGGUAAGCCUUUCUGGAAAGACGAUUUCUACCAGAGGACGCGGUGGGCGGAUUUUUUGAAAAUUCAAAGUGCAAUAAAAGGUCAGACCGGGAAUAACUCAGGAAAGCAAAAUGUCGGACACAGAGGUUGUUGAACCGAAAAAGGGUCGAGGCCGCCCUGCCAACCCCGAAAAGAAUAGCGUCGCCCCGAAGAAGCGAGCCCGCGCCGCAUCACCAAAAGACAAAGUCGAGGAGAAGGAAAAGGAAAAGGAUAAGGCGCUCGCUUCGGACGAGGAACCCUCGCCAAAGCGCGGCCGAGGCAGGCCCAAGGGAACCUCGAAAAAGGCCGCGAAAGCAAAGAAACCGGAGGCCAAAAAGGGACGCGGAAGAGGCAAAAAGAAACCCGCCAAGGACGAAUCCAGUGAGGAGGAAGAUGAGGAGGACGAGGACGAGGAGGAGAACGACAGCGAAGACAACGAGGAGAAUGAUGAAUCCGACUAAUCCUAACAAAAAUCUAAUCUGUAUUAUUGAGCCACCGUAAUUUGAAGUGCGAAGUUUUUCGUAUUAACAGGAAGUAUCAUUAAACAAACCAACCAAUGAAAAGAAAAAAAAAGUUUUCUUAAUUGCAUCAUAAACUGAACAAAACUAUGGAAGCACAGUGUCAAAAAGGAAGGCGCAUACGUUUGCCCGGGGUUAUUCGAGCAAACUCAGAGCGAGAGAAACGCGUGAGUCCCGUUUUUGACUGGAUUACGCACAUUCCGUACGUCAACACUUUUUCAAUGUAACAUUAUUGUUCAAUGUAACUGAAUCUUUAUUAAGUUCCGUCAUCAUAAUGAAGAGCAAAAACAUACAAAACAAAAUAAUAAUAGAAACACACAUUUUAAUACAUAACUCUUUCGGCAUUAGUAGUGAAAUAAACAAAGGAUAAGUUAAAACAAUCAUA
Molecule: messenger RNA, 1289 nt
Organism: Toxorhynchites rutilus septentrionalis
Lineage: Eukaryota; Metazoa; Arthropoda; Insecta; Diptera; Culicidae
Product: putative high mobility group protein B1-like 1
Exons: 3
Coding region: 479-847 (122 amino acids)
Biological process (GO): regulation of DNA-templated transcription
Cellular component (GO): nucleus; chromatin
Molecular function (GO): DNA binding
Source: RefSeq, a predicted model, not a curated record